AUGGCGCUCGGCGGGGUCGGUCGCGGCGGCGCGGCGCGGGCCGCUUGGCCGCGGUUGCUGCUGGCGGCGUUGGCGGCGGCGCUGGCGCUGGCGGGGCCGGCGCUGCCCGAGGUGCUGUUCCGCUGCCCGCCCUGCACGGCGGAGCGCCUGGCCGCUUGCUCCCCGGCCGCCCGGCCGCCCUGCCCCGAGCUGGUGCGGGAACCGGGUUGCGGCUGCUGUCCGGUGUGCGCCCGCCUAGAGGCCGAAGCCUGCGGCGUGUACACCCCGCGCUGCGCCGCCGGUUUGCGCUGCUACCCCGACCCCGGAGCCGAGCUGCCCCUGCAAGCCUUGGUGCAGGGACAGGGCACCUGCGCCCGCCGCCGCGACACGGCCGAGUAUGGAGCCAGCGCCGAGCGCCCCGCAGACAAUGGUGAUGACCGGUCUGAGAGCAUCCUUGCUGAGAACCAUGUGGACAGCACUGGGGGGAUGUUGAGUGGAGCCAGCAGCAGGAAACCCAUUAAAACAGGCAUGAAGGAGCUGGCGGUGAUGAGGGAGAAGGUGAACGAGCAGCAGCGGCAGAUGGGCAAAGUGGGCAAGGUCCAUCACAACCAUGAGGAUUCAAAGAAGUCGCGGAUGCCGACAGGCAGGACCCCUUGUCAGCAGGAGCUGGAUCAGGUCCUGGAGCGCAUCUCUACCAUGCGACUGCCGGAUGAGCGAGGUCCCCUGGAGCACCUCUACUCCCUCCACAUCCCCAAUUGUGACAAGCAUGGCUUGUACAAUCUCAAGCAGUGCAAGAUGUCGGUGAAUGGGCAGCGUGGAGAGUGCUGGUGUGUGGACCCCAUCCAUGGGAAGGUGAUCCAGGGUGCACCCACCAUCCGUGGGGACCCCGAGUGCCACCUCUUCUACACAGCCCAUGAGCAGGAGGACCGGGGAGCACACGCCUUGCGGAGCCAGUAGAUGGAUGUAAUCCUGCUUGCUGUGGCCCCGGUGCUGGAUUUUUUACAUGGGUUUCAGCAUGUCUCUUUUAGGCUCUGGAAGAGACCGGGGUUGGGUCCUGUGUGCUGCCCUCCUGCUGCCCCAGUUCUUGGGGAGGGAAGAGAUGACAGGAGGGGAAGGGUGGGGGGGGGAGGGGGGGGAGGUUGCAAGGAGAAGGGACUGCUUUCCUAUAGUCUUUUGCCCAAUGUCAGCCAGAGAACCAGUCUUUUUUGCUCCUCGCCCCGUGGCCCUGCCCUCCCUGCUGCUUUGUGGCGUAUUCUUGCAGGCAAAACAUCUAACCAUGGGUGGGAGGGGGAAAGAAAAAAAAGAAACAACAAA
Molecule: messenger RNA, 1293 nt
Organism: Tympanuchus pallidicinctus (lesser prairie-chicken)
Lineage: Eukaryota; Metazoa; Chordata; Aves; Galliformes; Phasianidae
Gene: IGFBP2
Product: insulin like growth factor binding protein 2
Exons: 4
Coding region: 1-936 (311 amino acids)
Biological process (GO): regulation of insulin-like growth factor receptor signaling pathway
Cellular component (GO): extracellular region
Molecular function (GO): insulin-like growth factor II binding; insulin-like growth factor I binding
Source: RefSeq, a predicted model, not a curated record